Molecule: messenger RNA, 2874 nt
Organism: Carassius auratus (goldfish)
Lineage: Eukaryota; Metazoa; Chordata; Actinopteri; Cypriniformes; Cyprinidae
Gene: gsdmea
Product: gasdermin Ea
Exons: 10
Coding region: 556-2133 (525 amino acids)
Biological process (GO): programmed cell death
Cellular component (GO): cytoplasm
Source: RefSeq, a predicted model, not a curated record
UAUUCUGGAUUUUAAAACUGCUAACGAAGCAACCCAACGUUUGAUCACGGUUUUAUAAUACAUUGUUCUUUGAACUAAUUUUAGUUAGUUCAUUAUUUGUAAGAAUGUUUAUUUAUUACAUCUAGAAAACCCACCAGACUAGCUACUAAACGAAAGCUCGCUUUAAAAUUCACUAGCAUUAACUCGAACCGUUAAAAUCAAUGAAAGGACAAGUCUGUGCUUGUCCCAACGAUUAUUUAUAGUUGCGUUCAUAUGAUUCCGAUUACAGGAGCUAACCUUGUGCCAGAAACCAAAAUAUUCAAGUAUUAGAUCUCCUGAAGUUCAGCGCCGCCUCCUCCUCGCAGACAGUCCAGUAAACGCGAUGCUAUCGCAUUACGUGUGAGGGGACUUUCAGGAGGCGUUUAAAUGUGCGUGCACUAGAUGAUGUUUAUUCACUUUCUGACCGACGAGAACAGUACUCUUUAAAAAAAAAAAUCAUAAUCUAUCACUGUUUGCGCUCUCCUUUGGCUGUAGAUCUUCAACGUAUCUCCAGCAAACUCUUAACAGCGACAGAGGAUGUUUGAAAAAGCGACAAAGAAACUGGUCCAACAGAUAGAUCCAAAGGGUGCUCUUAUUGCGGCUUCCAGCCUAAAUAAUUCCAACAAAUUAAAGCCUCUUGCGGUGGUGCAGAAAAUCCAGAAAACCUGGUUCUGGCAGCAAACUAAAUACAAACCCACAGAAUUCAAACUCAAUGACCUGCUGGAAGGGGAUCCAAUUAAACCAGUGUGUGAGGAGGAAGAGCUUGUAAAGUUUGAGGGAGAGUAUAAAAACCUUGUAGCUGGAUCUGUAGAGCUGGGUUUUACUGCUGUCUGCCUAAAUGCUAAUGGACAGAGCACAUCGAAACUUUAUUUAUCCCUCGGAACACUUAAGAAGGAAGCUGUGGAUAUUCCCAAGCUUGUGAAGCUCACAAAUGGAAGGAAAUUGGACCUCACAGGCUCUUUUUUCAAGAAGCUCCCCAAUAAAAAAAAAACUUUAACCCUCCUUAAAGAGCGAAUUUUAAACACCAGUGACUGCUUUAUCUGCUACAUGGAACGGGAGAAGGCUGCCUGCUGUGCUGAGAUUCUUUGUACUGAGACUUACAUGAAAGACAGCGGUAAAUUUCAGUAUGGCUGUAAGACAAAAUUUCACAUCCCACCGGACACUGUGAUGGCUUACAGUGUCAUUGAAAUGACCAUCAGAAGUGACGGCUACUUCGAAUUGUGCGUUGGGCCCAGUGGGGUGGAAUCAGAUGAUAUUUCCCAGAUUGCCUUUCCCACUUUGUCAGAGGUCGACGGUCAAUGUCCACUUAUCCAGGAAGGUUUCCCCCUUACUAUUCUAAAAAAAGCUCUUGCAGAUGUGCAGGCUAGAUUUUGUGCACUGGCCGACUUGUGUGCUGAAAGCCGUUCUUCCAUCCUGCUCCUGUUGAGGAAAAUAUUGAUGGACCGAUCUGCCUUGUCAGCUUUGGUGGAUAGACUUGGGGUGUUAAGCAGCGGUGAAGCUCCCAGCUUCUUAACCAGCGAGUUGUCUGAAGAACAGAGUCAGAACAUUAGUGUAUUUUUGGACUUAUUGAAGUGUGAACAACUAGACAAGAUGUCAUCAACGUCAUUGUCAAGAUAUAAUGGAUGUCAGAUACCAACAAACAACCACAGCGAUCCUUCCUUGGCUUCUGAAUUAAAUGGAUCAAGCUCCACACCAGAAGAACAGAAUGGAUGUCACACAGCCGUAUCCCAUGAGAAUGGAUGCUCAACAAAAGCAAGCAGGAAGAACAUGGAGCUCAUGUAUGCCAUGCAAAUGCUGAUGAACGCUCUUGAGGAGCUGACGGAUGCUCCACUGGACUUGCUAGAGCCGUUCUGCACUUCUGAAGGUCUCCAAAGUCUACAGAAUUUAGUAAUUCAUCUGACUACAAGCGGUAUGCCUCUCUGCAAGGACACCAUCUCUGUUUUCCUCCAAAGUGAUGAUGACUUCCACAGAGUGGAGGAACUUUUUCAGUCAUGCAGUGUUUUACUGAGGAAAGAGAAUGACACGCUGACCUCAGAAAUAACCUGUAAAGAGGGAUUCCUCCCCAUGGUUCUGUGCAUUGCCAUCCAUGGCCUUGCAUCCUUUGUUGUUGCCUGAACUGACAGCUGAAAUAGGGAGUUAAAGUGAAGUCAUGUUUUCCCUGUUACUUAUUAAUGUAGUUAAUGCAGAAAUUACUUGCUUUAGUUUUAAUGUUCCUAUAUGUAGACAUUUACUUGCUUAUUAAUAUUUUUUGCACUAAUUUUUUCUUUGUUAAUUUCGUAAUAGUAAUAUAUCUCAAACAAGGUGCUUUUACGCGCAGUUUUUAAAUAUAUCUGCAAAUAAAGUUAUAUUUAUACACUACCUUUAUUAUUCCAGACAAUUUUAGUUUUUAUUUUUCAAAACUAAAAUACACUUUUCUUUUAUUACAGUGAAAUUGUAAGUCAAACAUCAUUUAAAAACUAUUUUAAAUUUAGUUAAAAGUAGUUUAUUUUGUUCUCUGAAACUGAUUUAGGUUUUUCGUAGAUCAUUUAUAAAUAACAGUGUUAAUUUAGUAUUUCUUUAUUAGGGUUCUCGUAUUAAAGUUCAUCAGAUCUUUAUAUAUAUAUAUAUGUUUGAUAGUAUAAAUGUUUUUGUUAUUUUGUGUUACCAUAUCAUAAUAAUAUAAUAACAAUGUUCUCAUUACUGCACUUCAGCUAUAUUUUUUUACUUCUAUGUAGAAUACAGUAUAUGGCAUUAUGCAAAUACCUUUAUUAUUGUGUAUCUCUCUGCAUAUCAGGAGUGAAUUCAGCGAUUCUCUCCAAAAGCUUCUGUUUGGUUGCUUCAUGCACUUAUUAUUAAAUGAAAAAGAGGAACAAAGAA